This is a messenger RNA of Aethina tumida (small hive beetle), 3924 nucleotides long. RefSeq lists its product as uncharacterized. Lineage: Eukaryota; Metazoa; Arthropoda; Insecta; Coleoptera; Nitidulidae. The record is from RefSeq and is a predicted model, not a curated record. Bases 247 to 1302 code for a protein of 351 amino acids. The transcript has 6 exons.
UCAAUCACUUAUCUUUUAUGUCGAAUUAGUAAACAUGGCGUUGAGUUUUUGGCGUCCGCCUUAUUUUCCCCAGUAUGUAUUGAAAUAAAACGACUGCCGUGAAACAAACGGAAAGAAAACGGGUAGAGCUUGUGCGGAAGGUGGAAAGCUGGCGGGUGGCCGUCAUGAGUUUCGGUUAGAUUGGGGUAACAGUAAGAGGCAAUGGAUUGGUGUGGGGCAGUGCCUCGCUUCUAAUGACCUAGUGUCAUGCAGUCAGAGCCAGGGAGGUACAUUAAUUCAGUAUCGGAUCUACUAUACAGUACCGACGAAAUUGAGUUCUUGUUGGACGACAUCAGAGACCUGGAGCCCACAAGUUGUAGACCUGAAGACAUUCAGCGGAAAGUGUCCCUGGAUGGCAUGAGUUGUGUGUUGCAGGACUUCGAGAUAGCCGGUAGCAGGACGGGCGCCCUGAGCACCGCCGGUGGCGGCGCUGAGUCCGAAUGCGACGGCGUCGCGUCGGGGGCGGGCAGCCCCACGCCGGACGCCCCCUGCGACUGCGACUCGCCAUUGGGCACGCACAACUCGUGGGACUCGCACUCGCACUACAGGCGGCGCGCCCACUCGCCCGAUCUGUCGCUCUACUCAGGCGUCAUCGUUUACUGCGACCAGGGCCACAUCUACACGCCGACCGGUUUCUUCAGGUUCCUGCUGCUUGUGACGACGAUCGCGUGUCUGGCAUGUCUAUGCACGUCCGGCAGCGUGAAGGUGGGCCUUUUUAUGCUUCCAUUAGUAGGACGACUACGGUUCAUGAUGUUCGUCACGUUACUCAGUCUGUUUGUUACGUCUGUCCUUAUGUUUCUUGAUAUAUCCCAUGUAAUAUAUUUGUUUCCCUUCAAUUGGGGAAAAGUGAAUGCAUAUUUUUAUGUGAGCCUUAGUGUGUUGUUCCUGAUAGCUUCAUCAUUAAUAUUUCAUAUGAUAUUUUUAUCUGAGACCUUCUCUUGGGUCCCAAAAUGGACUAUUCAUCAAUUAUUAAUAACUGGAUGUCUCGGUUACGUUUGUUGCCUGGAAUCGGCGGUGAUAGCGCUGGUCCAGCGAUGGACGAGGGACAUCUACCAGCCGGUGGCGGAGGAUCCGAGCCUGAACCUGCAGGAACGUCAGCUGACGCCGCACGACUCGCCCGAUCACAAAGCGAAUCAAACAACGCACAACUACAAGCCUAUAGUUAGUUAUCCGGUUGCGUCGACGUCGCGCCAAGAGCCCCACUAUCUGGACGACGUGCAGCCGUGCUCGUCCAAGAGCUCCGACCCGUAUAGGGGCGCAUGAUAGUCGCGCGCGCCGUUCUUCUGUUGCCUUCAAUAUGGACUACGUUGUACAGUUUGUAUUGCAUGGAGUUUUUUCUAAUGUCCCUCGGAAACAUACACACGUUGUCACGGUCGUUAAUGUUUAGUUAGUGUGCUGUUUUACAUUAUAAUAGGGUCCGUCGAAUUACAUAAAGGGCUUGAGGUACGGUUACUCUACAAGAUAUUCAUUCAAGCGCUACUGCUAACAACACUUUUCAUAAUAAGGUCAAUUAAUUCCAAAUUCAUUUGCCUUUAAAGGGUGUAGAACCUUUCAUUGUAUUCGUAUGUGAAGUCAAUAUGCCUUUAAUGUAUUAAUUAACAAAUAUCUUGUAGGGACGUUUUAGUAUCUCAACUAGACACACAACCUGAAAUACUCUCCUAUGAAAAGAAUCAUAAUUGAAUUUAUUAUGAAUGCAUUGUGAUAUGAUAGAACAUAAUCAUACAAACACACCAACAAAAAAAGGGUAUUUUAGUGUAAGUUCAGACUUCAGUAAUAUAUAUUUUCAUACCGAUUAGUGAAACCAACAAUACCAUAAAGCCACUAGUUAAUUAUACUUUUCAGUUGAUUGGGGGAGUGUUCCAUACAGUGCCACAACCAAACUUGCGUCCAAGUUGUCUAAUUGUAUGUUAAUCCUUGCGAUCACAACUGAUAGAUUUUUGUUGAUUCAAAUGAAGGCAGAAACACCGAAUGGUUGUCUACUUUUGUACAUAUUUCUUUGGAAUUCACCGUCCAUUCUUAAUUAAUUUGUUACUAAAAAAAGUCAUGCUAAAAUUGUCCGAAUUUCGUGGUACACUCCCGUUAGACACUAACUAAAUAUUAGGGUGGAGCUAGAUGAGAAUAAUUUUUAUUUUAGACACAAUUUUUGAAGUCCACAAAAAAAUUUUUAUAGCAAAUGUUACGCGUCAAACUCGAUUCAUUUUAAAAAUUGUGUAUCUAAAACAAGCUUUAUUCGAGUUUUAUAUCAUUGCUUCAUGUAAUGUUGAAAGCCUAAAAUUUCAUAUUUUUGAUAGAAUAUUAGAAAGAGAAAUUUAAACAACAAUUUUCCAAAUGCAGUGAUAUAAAAUUGAGAUUAAUAUAUGUAAAAAUGUAAUAUAAAAUUUAAAUUAUUAAAAUAUGCAAUAUUUGCAAGUUAGUAUACGUAUUUUACAGUAAAAACUCACUUGUUUAAAACUGGCAAAAAAUAGCAAUUCUAUUGUAUAUAGUGUAUAAUUUUCAUACUUUCUCUCUUUCAUAACACAACUUUAAAUUUUUGUACAGUAUCGAUUUUUUCGUCUCAAUCAUUGUUACCGAUCAUUGUUGUUUAUUGUCCAGGUUUGUACAUUUUUUAAAAACUAACAAACGACUUGCAAAUAUUUUAUUUAAGUUACUGUUUAACUGAACAUGUACAAUUUUUAACAGUGAGCAUAUCUUGGAUAGAAAAAUUAACUUUCAAUUUAUUUUAGAGGCUUAAAAACGAAUUAAACUUGCAUCCCAAAACGUCAGCGCCGAACUCUCAACGGUGGUCCUUCAUUUCACAUUUAGGGACCACGAAAAUAACCUCGACUACUUUUGUAUUAAACGUUCAAGUUGUCAUUUUGUAAAAUUGGUUGUUCAGGUAGUAUAUUGAACCUGAAUAAGUAAACUAUUCGUAACUAUAUAAUAUAAUUGGUAACGAUCAUAUCUUUAAGAAAACUAUUACACAAUUGCUUGAUUUUGGUCUAGAAUUGGGACAAAAGGUGUGUGUACAACAAUGUAAAUUGAUAUCAAUAUUUUUCUAAAAUAAAUAAAAAGUGAGAUUUUUCUAGCAACAUGUACAGAGGACCUCAUGGAAGGGCUCUAUAAUUUUUAAAUUACGUUUCUUGGAAUCUAAUUAAGAAUUCACGAAAAAAAUUCAUUUUUGGAACAACUAAUUUUAGGAUUUUAGUCUAGCUCAAACGAGAUACAAAAUCGCAAAUUAAUAAAAGUGUUCAAUAUUUAUUGAAUUCUGUUGUGAUAGCACAAAAUGUUUUUUCGUAUUGAAUGUUCGUUGGGUUCGUUUCUGUAGCUUACAUUGCAAUUUUGUGUUUUGAUUGUUUCUAAAACUUAAAUGUUACAAGUUUCAUAAUGUAGGUUUAUGUUUCUCUCAGGUACACUUUCAAUCCACUGUAUUACAAGCUUCGUGAAACUCGUUAGUACUCCAAAAAUGUUAAUUUCUAUACCAACCCUUGGUUUUGUGUCGUUUUUUAUUAUUGUCCGCUUGUGUCAUAAUACUAUGUCGGUUUAAAGUGUAUCACGUGCUGUGGAUAAUAAUUCAUAGAUUUUUCUCUUUAAUUAAUUAGGCUAAAAAUUCAACCAUCAAUGUUUCUCCUCCCAAUGUCCACGAAUUAAUAUCUGCAGCUUCAUUGAGAAUUGUUUAUAUCAGAAAACUGCCAAACAUCUAUACUAGCCAAAGAUAGGUAUUUUCGAAUUUAUUUUACAGAAGGAUUAAACUAUUUCGAAAUGAAUAGCUGUUUGAAAGUUAUUGGCAGACAAUCAGGGCGUUCUGUUACCUUAUGUUUAUUUCAUCGAUUAGAGUGAGUAACCUUCUUUGUGUUCUAUAGUGUGAUUUUAUAUACAAAAAAGUAAUAAAUGAUAAAAAAUUUAUAA